Molecule: messenger RNA, 1391 nt
Organism: Rhodamnia argentea
Lineage: Eukaryota; Viridiplantae; Streptophyta; Magnoliopsida; Myrtales; Myrtaceae
Product: disease resistance protein RGA2-like
Exons: 2
Coding region: 9-1094 (361 amino acids)
Source: RefSeq, a predicted model, not a curated record
CAACAAAUAUGGGACAAAAUUAUUGUUUGACUGCUGACUUAGAUACUCUAGAGAUUUCAGAAAGAGUUCGAUACAUUUCGAUCCCUACCACUUCGUUAGAGGAAGUCUCAAACUACGAUGGAGUCCCACCUUUUCUGGGAAAGAAAACUUCGAAGAGGUUACGUGCAAUUUUCUUUCCAUACGAAGUUGAUGAUGGAGUUAUUACUAGAAAAUUUGCUAGAACAUUCAUCUCCAAGUGUAAACACUUACGGCUUCUCGAUUUGUCAUGGGGUUGCUUUGAGGAGCUGCCAAGUUCCAUAUGUAACUUGAAGCAAUUGAGAGCAUUAAAUCUCUCUGAGAGCAAGCGGUUGAAGAUGCUUCCAGAUACCAUUUGUGAGCUGCAGAGUUUGCUAGUGUUGGACAUCGGGGGUUGCUUGGAGCUAUGCGAGUUACCAAAAAAUAUGAACAGACUUGUCAGUCUUAGAUUUUUAUAUAUAACAACAAAGCAGAAGAGUCUGCAAGAAACUGGCAUACAAUAUCUGGAAAAUUUGCAUUUUCUGGGACUCGAGGCAUGUGAUAAUCUCCAAGUUUUAUUUGAAGGUACUUGCCAAUUGACUCACCUUCGGAAGUUGGACAUUAGAAAUUGUAGGGGACCACUAUCUCUGCCUUUUGGGGAAUUAGUUGCCCUCGAGUCCUUGAAUAUUGCUAGUUGCAAGCUCGCAUUAACCUCAAAAAAUAAGUCCAACUUUCCGUUGAAUCUUCGAGUUCUGGUAAUUGAUAAGUCCGAACAAGUGAUGGAGCUCCUCCGAUGUCUCGAAGAAUCGGCUUGCACUUUGGAGUCGUUUUCUAUCUAUGACUGCCCUAGCUUGACAGCUAUUCCAGAAUGGCUGCCCAAUCAUACACAUCUCGGAUUAAUUCACCUGAUCAGAUGUCCCAACUUAUCAUUCAUGCCACAAGGAAUCCGAUCCCUCACUGCCCUCAAAGAAUUAUGCAUCGAACACUGUGGUGAGCUGAGCAAAAGAUGUGAGCUUGAAACCGGUGAGGAUUGGAACAUAAUCGCCCAUGUUCCUCGAAUCGAACUUGAUUUGAUAGAAGUACAAUGGACGGAUGAUUAGCGCAGAUGAACUCCCAUGAUCUAUUUGCCACGCCAUGUGGAUCUCUACAAAGAUUUGAACGUGUACUCAGCUAAUCUUUCGUCGAUCUCUUUCAAUUACAGGGAUAAAAGCAAAGGCCGUUGAUAUUGUGCUUUUCUCUUUCUUUCCUCGAGUGCGUGUUAUUCUCUAUAAUUUUCUUGUGUGGGCUUGUGUUUGUGUUGCACAUUUCUCUAUGGAGAAAAUUCUUUAGUCGUAAUGUUUGAGACCUAUUGUGACAUUAUCUUUGUCUAAUGUAAAACAAUAUUUGUCUUUGGUUCA